Messenger RNA from Hippocampus comes (tiger tail seahorse), 1786 nucleotides. It is a transcript of the gene mmp13b, whose product is annotated as matrix metallopeptidase 13b. The transcript is spliced from 11 exons. Gene Ontology annotation, molecular function: metalloendopeptidase activity; zinc ion binding. Lineage: Eukaryota; Metazoa; Chordata; Actinopteri; Syngnathiformes; Syngnathidae. Gene Ontology annotation, cellular component: extracellular matrix. The coding region runs from base 39 to 1421 and encodes 460 amino acids. Gene Ontology annotation, biological process: proteolysis; extracellular matrix organization; collagen catabolic process. The record is from RefSeq and is a predicted model, not a curated record.
CACAGAUGCACAGCGUCAAUGACGGCUAGACAGACACAAUGUUGUUUUGGCUGCUGCUGCCACUGGCCGCUCACUCCUCUCUGGCUGGGCCUUUGCUAGGCACAGAAAAAGACAACCGGCUGCUCGCUGAGAAGUACCUUCGGCGCUUUUAUGGCCUUCCAGUUGGUCUGCAAAGCCAGAAGAGGACAGCAGCAGACUUUAAGUCCAAGCUUCAGGAAAUGCAGAGGUUCUUCAAACUUGAGGUGACAGGCAAUCUGGAUGACAACACCUUAGAUGUGAUGACUCAGGCAAGAUGUGGUGUCCCGGAUAUGGGCGAAUACAACCACUUCCCGCGGCACCUCAAAUGGAAAAAUAACAUUGUGACUUUCAGGAUUGUAAAUUACACUCCGGAUUUGAGGAAGUCCGAUGUGGACCGAGCCAUCCGCACCGCACUCAAUGUGUGGUCUGACGCGACGCCGCUGAGAUUUAAGAAGCUGUACUACGGCACUGCUGACAUUAUGAUCAGUUUUGGGAGGAAAGAACAUGGUGACCACAACCCUUUCGAUGGUCCUAACGGGCUGCUGGCUCACGCUUACCCGCCGGGCCAAGGCAUCGGAGGAGACACGCACUUCGAUGAGGACGAGCACUGGAGCAAAGAUUCAUCAGCUUACAAUCUGUUCAUCGUGGCAGCACAUGAGUUGGGCCACGCCCUCGGCAUGUCGCACUCCACAGACUCGGGCGCCCUCAUGUACCCCAUCUAUUCGUACGCGACAGGGUACCCUCUUGCCGAGGAUGAUGUUAAAGGCAUCCAGGCACUAUAUGGCCCCAACCCAGACCACAAGAAAAUCAAGCCGAAGCCAGACGCCCCUCAAAAAUGUGACCCCACUUUGAGCUUUGAUGCUGCUACAGAACUCCGAGGAGAAACCAUCAUCUUCAAAGACAAAUUCUACUGGCGCCUCCACCCUCAGAUGCACGAACCCGAGCUAACGCUGAUCAAGUCCACAUGGCCGUCCAUCCCCAACAAGGUCGAUGCAGCCUAUGAGAACCCAGAGAAAGACCAGGUCAUCAUUUUUAGCGGUAUCCGCAUGUGGGCUUUGAAUGGAUACAACCUUGUGGAGGGUUAUCCAAAGUACAUCCACAAACUGGGACUUCCUAAAAGCGUGAGGAAACUGGAUGCAGCUGUUCACAUCAAAGACAAGGGGAAAACUCUCCUCUUCCAUGAAGAAGAGUAUUGGAGUUAUGAUGAAGCAAGCGGCACCAUGGAUAGUGGCUACCCGCGAUCCAUCGAGAACGAUUUUCCAGGAAUGGACGACGAGGUUGAUGCUGCAGUUUAUCACUACGGGUUUUUGUAUUUCUUCCAUGAUCACACGCAGUAUGAGUACAGUUACACGUCAAGGAAGGUCAUACGUGUCCUGAGAACCAACUUUAUUCUCGGCUGUUGAGGUUGCAGACAUGUUCGUUACAUACAAAAUAAAAGGGAAAUCCAUAGGAAUGACAUAGUAGCAACAUUUUUAAAAAAUGUUUAUUUGCAACAGUGCUGGACACAGACAUCGAGAGAAUUCCCAUCAGUGUGAUGGCUGAUAGUAUUUGUAUUUAUUCUUUUGGUUCGUCGUUUGUUCUGUUUCACUUCAAGGUUGACUGUCUAGCUCAGGAUUUGCAGAGACUGUAGAUCAAUGGUGUCAAAGUCAAGGCCCGGGGGCCAGAUCUGGCCCAACACAUCAUUUUAUGUGGACCACGAAAGAGAAUCAAACAUGCCAACUUUCACGAUCCUUGCUAAAAGUUGUACCAAAAUUCAUAUUCUCAUACG